UGAGAAAUGUGGGCUCUUCAGACAUCAACAAUUUCUCAGUUUUUAAAGCCUUUAGAGCUUCCUCGUUUUCAUUUUCCAAUCUCACUCCAGUCAUCGCAACCUGUCUUCAGGCUUAUGAAUUUUAUCUGUUGCGGUCGGAGGACAGAUGCAUCUGAGAAAUGCUUCAUCCGACUUAGUCAUUCUCGUGUGGAAUUCGAACGGCUGUUGAAAAGGAAUCAGCCGUGUUGAGUUCAUGUUACGUCUCAUCCUUCUACCAUUCAACUGGGACCAUCUCAAUUUUGUUUCACUGCUUUCUUCACUGCUUUCACUUCUUUCAGCUAUGCAUGCUUUACAAACAAGCACCCAGAGAAAUAUUCAUACAGCCUGACAUAGCGUUGGAGCAGACUCAGCUAUAAGGUCAAGGAGUCUGCAGUUCGAGUUGCUUAAGCCGAUCGUUGAAACGGGGAGAAGUCCCAAGUUCAGUCGUAGUGGUGCAACGCUGCUUUCUCUUCGUCCAUUUGCUUUCUAACAGGGGCCAGCCUCGUCAUGGAAUGCUAUGGAAACCAUUCUUCGGAAGGAGUAGAGACAGCUCUGCGAGCAGAUGGGCCAGAUUUGACUUCGGAUGUCAAGAUGCAAUCACCGAAGCCCAACCUCUCGGAGUUCAGAGAACUAUCACAACCUGGCUUGGAAUCCGUGAGUGAUGUGAACGUCGUGAUGGCUCAUCAGAACCUACCCAGAAUUCAGAUGAUGAACGAAGAGAACAGAAGAAGAAGUGGGACAAGAGCAGCGAAGCCCCCCAGGCCUUCACCCUUGCAGUUGGAUGUCAGAGGCCAAUGUGCUCUAUCAACUUCCAUCAAACCGUCGACCUCCUUCAAAUUCUCGACAUCACCUACCACCAGCAGUUCCAGUUCUGCUGCAUACAAGUCUUUCAACUACUUCUCACCGAUUUUGAAGCGAAGGAGUUUGGGCUGGUCGGGACAACGACUGGCUAGGAUUAAGACUGAAAGUUCUGGUGGAUGCAAAAGUAUUGGAUUUGCACAUUUAUGAGCGUCUUGUCCUAAGUUUAAGGGUUUUGAUUGCACACAGCGCUGAACAUUGAACUGUGUGGGCAGAUACUGUAGUCCAGUUUGAGUUGAGUGGAAGGCUGGUACGGUUUACAUUUAGGAAACCAUAACUGUAAUAACACAGUCACGAAGAAUUGAGUAGCAAACCUAUCGUUGCAACGGAAUAAGUGUGUAGGAUCUGCCUACUGCGGGUAAGUUUUGAGUUUCCACCUCAUUAAUCAAUUGCGUCACUACGCAUCCUGAAGACCUAAUGGAUCAUCUUGCAAAGAUCGUACGUGAGAGCGAGCUCAUAGAUGGUUGCUGUGAAUGAAUGGUUCGUCUGAUGAGAAGCACACAGAAACCGAUCACUGAGUAGCAGAUUUCAGUCUCCAAGCUAGUAUCUAUAUCGAGAAGUAAAGACAGGAACAAGGAGGCGUUUGUAAUUAAAGUGCAGUUUUGAUUCAGAUCCUGCAAACAGAGUAAAGAU
Messenger RNA from Marchantia polymorpha subsp. ruderalis, 1509 nucleotides. NCBI's taxonomy places the organism in Eukaryota, Viridiplantae, Streptophyta, Marchantiopsida, Marchantiales, Marchantiaceae. The record is from the annotation of a GenBank genome assembly.